This is a messenger RNA of Teleopsis dalmanni, 1362 nucleotides long. RefSeq lists its product as uncharacterized. The record is from RefSeq and is a predicted model, not a curated record. Lineage: Eukaryota; Metazoa; Arthropoda; Insecta; Diptera; Diopsidae. The coding region runs from base 1 to 1362 and encodes 453 amino acids. The transcript has 10 exons.
AUGCACUUGGUUAAAACGUCAUUGAGAAUUAUCAUCUGUUUAUUCGAAUUCUCUAAUAUUAAAUGUAUUCCCCUUAACAAAGAAUUUGCCGACUUCGAUUAUUGUUACCUAAAGUCCGUAAAUCGUUCCUAUAAGUAUAUGUCAUUAAAAGUGAAACUCUUUAAAGUGCCUAUAACUUAUGUAUCGGUCAUCUGUUUAUUCGAAUUCACAAAUAUUAAGUGUAUGCCCAUUGAUAAGGAAUUUGCUGACUUCGAUUAUUGCUACCUAAAGUCAGUAAAUCGUUCCUAUAAGUAUUUGUCAUUAAAGGUGAAACUCUUCAAAGUGCCUAUAACUAAUGUUACGAUACGUUAUGCAUUAUUAAAAAAAGAGAGCGGUUAUAAACCUUUUUUGUAUAAUAUAUCUCUAGAUGCUUGUGAAUUUGUUAAAUCACAGAAAAAUCCAGUUUCGAAAUACUUUCACAGCUUAUUUCGAGAACAUUCUAACAUGAAUCACACGUGUCCUUAUGAUCACGAUUUAUUUGUGGAGAAAUUGGAUACGAAGUUCUUGAAUUCUAGAUUUUCAGUCUUACCAUUUCCGAGUGGAGAAUACGCCGUUUAUUCAACGUGGAUUGCUUAUAAUAUUCCUCGAGCCGAUGUUUAUAUUUAUGUCAUCUGUUUGUUCGAAUUCACAAAUAUUAAGUGUAUGCCGCUUGAUAAGGAAUUUGCCGACUUCGAUUAUUGCUACCUAAAGUCAGUAAAUCGUUCCUAUAAAUAUAUGUCAUUAAAGGUAAAACUCUUCAAAGUGCCUAUAACUAGUGUUACGGUCAUCUGUUUAUUCGAAUUCACAAAUAUCAAGUGUAUGCCCAUUGAUAAGGAAUUUGCCGACUUCGAUUAUUGCUACCUAAAGUCAGUAAAUCGUUCCUAUAAGUAUUUGUCAUUAAAGGUGAAACUCUUCAAAGUGCCUAUAACUAAUGUUACGAUACGUUAUGCCGUCUUAAAGAAAUUGAGCGGUUAUAAACCAUUUUUGUAUAAUAUAUCGUUCAAUGGUUGCGAUUUUUUUAAAUCACCUAAAAAUCCAGUUACGAAAUACUUUCACAGCUUUUUUCGAGAACAUUCUAACAUGAAUCACACGUGUCCUUAUGAUCACGAUUUAAUUGUGGAGAAAUUGAAUACGAACUUCUUGAAUUCUAGAUUUUUAGUCUUACCAUUUCCGAGUGGAGAAUACGCUCUUUAUACAACGUGGAUUGCUUACAAUAUUCCUCGAGCCGAUGUUUAUGAAAUCAAUACUAACAUCACAGAUAUAAUGCGUGGCUCGGAUUUACGCGUUUCGGAUUACGCAUGGGAAAUUCACAAAGUCACGCAAAAUAAAUGCGUUAUCAUGUAA